UAAGGCACUGACUGAAUGCGAACAGUGAAUAAUAGCGGUAUAUUCAAAAAAGAAAAUCAUAAUUGAUUUUAUCGGACUGGUAAAACUUUAAAAAUAAAUGCAAUCCGCGAAUAUUAGUUAAAGUAUAAAUUAGUAGCGGAAGAAGAGUUUAAAAAGUAAAAUCAAUAAUUAGAGCAAGGCUGUCAUGGCUGUGGCAUUUUCUCACGAUUGGUGUUAAAUGCGCAUGAAUGUGUGUACAUGUAUUUGAUAUGUGCUUAUGAGAGGAAGACUUCAAUAUAACAGCAUGAACAACCUUAGGUCAUUUGCAAACUCAUAUCAAAACGUAAGUCGCGUUCAGUUGCAAACGUUUUACUUAUAAAAGACAAAAAGAUAAUUGCACAGCAAAAUAAUAACGUGAAGAAUAGCAAAAUAAUUAUAUGGAUUAUGGUCGUAUAUGAUGUUGCCACUGUCGUCAUCGCCGUCAUUUGCUGCAAGCUUCGGCAUGUUUGGGAUUUGGUGUGUGGCAUGUGUUCCUCGCCUUUUGAAUUAACAGGCCUCGAAUAAAUGGAGAAAAAUUAAAAUGACUAUAGCUUCGAAACAAUUACAAAAAAAGGAAACAUCCAAGCCAAAGAGUGGUGAAGUGGCAACCGUGUUACAUAUCCAUACUACGAGUACAUACAUUUGAACGUGCAUGAAUGGAUAUAUAUAGCAGACAUGGUUAAUCGUGUCCAUUUCGAUGUGUGAUACUUUCGUUACAGAGCUGACAAUCACCCAAUCUGCACUUGAAGAACUGUGCAGUUUUGGUGAAGCUCUGAGUAAUUAAAAAGUAAAAAAUGCAAUAUCUUCAAUAUUUACUGCCAUAGGUUUAUAUAGUUCUACACUUACAUCACAUUUCCUUUGGAGGUUGUCUGUAUCUGUGUGCAUAAGGCGUUGUUGCAAUCACUGCCGUCACCUGCUACAAAAAUAUGAUCUCACAAAAUUGCAAUGAAAUCGAUCGCCAUAUUCAUUACCAUGCCAAUCACACAACAACGCCCACAUCGCAAAUUAGUGGCAUUGGUAGCUGUAUCAACAGCAGCAGUCGACGUAUCUUGAAUAACAACCAUAUAUGCGGAGCGCGUUGUCGCUCGUUGUUAAGCUAUCAGCAGCAUCAGUUACAAAUAGUAAGUAGUACUAACGUUAUAAGUGUGAGUUGCUGUAGUGAUACUGGGUCAUCUGGGGAAAGAUAUAGUCCACAUCCGAAUGAAAUGUUUCUGAAGCAUCACGGCAAAUUAUCAACCCAACAAAGAAGCGGUUAUGAUGAUACCACGAAAUGUUGUUUGCCGCCGCCAUCGCCAGCGCCAAUUAGUGACCGAUAUAUAAUAGGCGUGACGUCACCACAGAAUGACAAAAUUUGUGACGCACUGAGUAAUGUUAGCCGCCUGGAUAUACAUACGGCAUAUUCCAACUAUGAUGGUGGCGACAAUAGCACCGUAAAUGGCAGUGUACACCCGCUACAAGGAAACGUUCAACAACAACAACAGCAUCAUCAACAUAUUAAUCUUUCUGCACCACCACCCUCAUCGUCUACGUUAACAUUACCACAGGUUUCAGGAAAUUUUGUCCCUAAUUUAACGCAAAAAUACGUCAGUAGCAUGCAACAGUGCUCCAUAUCGGCGAAUUCGCGAUUUCGAUUAUCCGAUGGACAUCGCGAGGUGCCUUCUCCUAAAUCGAUGACAUUAAAAAGCUCACCAAGUACGGGCAACCAUAACGUCUUCGCGACAGUACCAGCCGCAGCACUUUCACAGCCGCAGCCUUCCAACACUACACGAUACGUCUCUUCAGCACAUUUUUUGACAGAGAACACUCCAAUGGUGACGAGCGACACUUACACAUACCUUUCAUCGACUGUGCAUACGCCGGUUAAACGCUACGUACCGACCCCGCCGCCACAAAAUGAGCUAUACGCUGACAUAUCGAUGCAAGCGUCUACACAUGUGUCACAGUUACAAAUGAACAAAUGCGCCAAUAGCACAGGUGCAGCAAGCGGAGGUAAUCGGCAUGGUCCAACUCAACAUCUAAAUAUGCUUCCCUACCGCUUCCACAUGAAAUGCUGCUCUAACUAUUUGACGAAUUCACCUGUAAUUCAAACAACCGAUACAAAUACCAUGACAUCAUGCGUCAUCGAACAUCGACCAAUCUCCGUAGUCGAAUAUUACGCCACAUCUCCGCGAACGCAAUCAACGUACGGCAACAAUAAUCACGUUCAUAACAUUCACAGCAGAGCCCUUAAGAAUGUGUGCACAAGUUACGACAACAGUAAUAUUAUGACUAAUGAUAUGGGCAGUACGAAAUCCACCGCAAUAAUUUUAUUGCACGACCAACAAAUGCAAACUGCUAGUCAUGCGACAACGAUGUCUAAGCUACAUGCCAUUUCAUCUUGCCAAGCGGCAAAGACCUCCACGCCGUGCUCUUCGGCGCUAUCUGGGGCAUCAGGAGGUUCUACUAUAAUAUCCACAAGAUCGUCUACAGCGUCAUCUCUCGCUGUUGGUGGCAGUAAUUGUAGCAAUAUGUAUGUAGUAAGCGGUGGGCGUUUAGCAGGAAGCGGGGUCGGACGCACUAUUAACUCAAAUGUGAUAAGCGACUACUUUCAUCGCGCGCCAAGUAUAGAAUACAUAAACGCAUCUACUACGGCAAUGCCAAAUAGCGUGCGGAUUUGUGCCACUCCCGUCAAUCAAUUCGAGGUUAUUGGCGAUGGUGGUAAUGGUGGUAAUCUAAGUUCUGGAGAAAGUGCAGCUACAACUUGUCUGCAUUGCAACACGGUGCGACGUACAACCGGAGUUCAUCAAACCACACAAACAACGGGUCCAAUCAGUCCUUUACCCAUACAGCAGGUUAUGGAGGUCGGUGGUGCAAGUGGCGUUGCACUAAGCAGUUGUGGCAGUUUUUUACAAAGCGCACUCGAUCAAGCACCGCUGACACCAUCUACCAGCAAAUCGCACAUCUCCCCAUUAUUACCAUCAACAGCAGCGCAAAACACACGUAUAUUGUUUCCCAGUAAAGUGGAGGGAGUCGCCAGUAAUGCAGUAAUUGUAGAUCAACUACAAUUACAGCAACCGGGUGAAAAACUGUAUGUUACGCAGAAGACCCAGCAGCAUUCUAAGAAUGUGAUAACACAGGGCACAAUUACUGAACAUAUGGACGUUUUUGGUAGCGGGUGCAAUCAGCAGCAACUACAGCAAACUCCGGACAACAACCGGCAAUUAGUGCAAUAUUCUUCUCCGCAGCUGCAACAACAGUCACCAGCGCAACAACUAACCAUACAAAAACAGCAAAAAAUUCAAAUUUUCUCACGAAAAAAACGUUUUAGUCGGUAUAUCCGCAAAGAAAUAGCACGAUUCUUUGGUGUACACGUCAGUACGGAAGCUGAAGAGUUUGCUAUUUGGCAAAGCCGUCAGCGACGAUUAGCUCUUCGCCGUUUCGGUGCAUUGAAACCAGACGUUCAAUUGCAAGUCGAAUUGAACAACGGCAAUUCCGGUGAUAUAAAUAACCGUGUUAAUUGCCAUGGUGGACCUGGUAAUGUGGGUACUAACCAACAUUAUCAUCAUCCCCCAUCAGAACGCCCUGAUAUAUUGCCCGCUCAGGAUACAGAGGAGGACGAUUCAUCAAUCGAAUACUUGGCACGUCAACGUCAUUUUUUAUAUGUUGUAGGCGAUCAUGUCGAGAGAAAAGCUAGUGUAGCUAGAAUGAUUAUGUCGAGCUUAACGUUCAUCGUACACACUCUAAGUAGUCGCCAGCCUCGUAGCUAUAGGCAGUGGUCACGCAGCUUUGCACCCGCUCAUGUGAAUCACAUCAAUAAUAUGGAAAAUUCGGGCGACAUUUCUGAGGGAUUAUCAGCACUGCAAGAAGACGAAGUAUUUUUCGACUCUGCAGGCACAGAUCAUACACCCAGUUCCAGUAUUAAUAAUACUGGGAAUAUUGCAGCUGGUGGGAUUUCACAGCACAGUAAUGCUUUAAGAUCUGGAAUUGGAGUCGGAAGAGGUCCUAUAGUUCCCAGCAACAUCGGAUUGAAGAUGGUAGAACAUCAUAGACAAAUAUACGUGGGUGAGCGCAUUCACGGUUGGCGUACUUCAGCUGUAAUAGGCGGUGUCAUCAACGGCACUCACGUCAGCGCAAGCGAACAAGUGGCUGCCACUGCUUUAUUACAAACAAAUAACAAUAGCAAUGGCGGAGGACAACAAACAAGUAAUUCCUGUGGUGCCAGCAGCUCAUAUCAACACAAGAAAGCGGCGCUAACAAAUCAUAUUGUCGCACCCACAUCCUCACUGUCAAACGUACAAUUGUCACACGGAACACGUGGCAAACGCAUAUCAGCGCAACUGCUUGAUGGGGUACUUGAAAAUUCGCGUCGCCCACUACAACGCAAAAUAAAAAACCUUUCAAUUAACGAUCUGGAUGACCGCAGCGAUCACCGACCAUUUUUUACUUACUGGAUCAACACGGUGCAGAUAUUAGUGCUGUUGUUGUCGCUUUUUUGUUACGGUAUUGGACCCAUAGGAAUCGGUGUCGAGCAAAAAACUGGACAGGUGCUAGUAACCAGUCUUAGUUUACAAACGGUACAGCACUCUGAACAACGAAAUGUGUGGAUCGGGCCUAGAAAUAACGAUUUAGUACAUAUGGGUGCAAAAUUUGCUACCUGUAUGCGAAGCGACAUACGUAUUAUGGAUGUGAUGCUAAAGACGCGACGACAGGAACGCGAAUCAGCUUGCUGCAUACGUAAUGAUGAUUCAGGUUGUGUUCAAAGCUCACAAGCAGAAUGUUCGGUGCGUGGACUAUUUCCAACUAAAUCUAUAUCAACGUGGAAGAAGUGGUCACCAGGUGAGUCCGGGCCAGGUGGCCGAAUCUCUGGUUCUGUUUGUGGUCUGGACCCAAAAUACUGUGAUGCACCAGCAUCUAUAGCACCCUACGAAUGGCCAGACGAUAUAACAAAAUGGCCUAUUUGUCGCAAAACUAAUUCCUUCUCGCACCGUUUUCGAUACAAAGAUCAUACAGCGGAGCAUAUGGUAUGUGAAGUGAUAGGUCAUCCGUGCUGUACCGGAGUCUACGGUGAAUGUCGUAUUACAACACGCGAGUACUGUGAUUUUGUCAAAGGUUACUUUCACGAGGAAGCAUCGCUGUGUUCCCAGAUCUCUUGCUUGAACAACGUAUGUGGCAUGCUCCCGUUUAUAUCUGUGGAGGUUCCUGACCAAUUUUAUCGUCUAUUCACAUCCCUCUGCCUGCACGCCGGAAUUAUACAUUUGGCCAUAACUAUCGCCUUUCAGCACUUUUUUCUGGCUGAUCUAGAGCGUUUAAUUGGUCCAUUGCGCACAGCUAUUGUAUAUAUUGGCUCGGGUUUGGCUGGUAAUUUGAUCAGCGCCGUAUUAGUGCCGUACAAGCCAGAAGUUGGACCAUUGGCAUCAUUGUCCGGUGUGAUUGCGUCGCUGGUAGUUUUGCUCAUAUUGAUUCACUGGAAGCACUUGCGAAAACCUCACCUUGCCCUUUUCAAACUGACCUGCAUAGCAGCGCUACUUUUUGGUAUUGGCACACUUCCUUGGCAGUUGAACUUUGCGGGCCUCUUGGCGGGCAUAUUUUGCGGUGUCUUUUUGACCAUCGCAUUUGUGCCAUUUGUCAGCAUUACAAAAUAUGGAAGGAAAGCAAAGAUAAAUCUUAUUUGGUCCUGCGUCAUCUUCCAUUUGUUUAUGUAUUCAGUAUUAUUGAUGACUUUCUACAUAUUUCCAACGGAAGUCGCAGCGCUAAAUGUGGGUGGAGUUUUGAGCACAAAUUUCAAUUCGAAUUCGAGUGGCAGCGGCAAUGUUGCGGACAGCGUAAGUUUUGACGUUGGGGUCGGAGGCAUCGAACUUGGCAGUAGUCAUUUGUCUGACAUUAGUAACGUGCCUGCAAAUAUCAACAAUGAAAUGGGCAGAAAUAUAAAUGGCGAUGUAAAAAGUAAUCGUUUUCCAUCGAUGCAACAGAAACAACAGUACUACUAUCGCCAUCGUUCCAGUGACAUUAUAACAAGUGGAGCGCUUUUACCAAAAGAACCUUUACAAACGCAGGGAGAACAGGACCACGAUAUGGCGUUUUAUCAUUAUACUUACAAUAUUAAUCGUAGCAAUAAUCAAAUUAAUGGAAAAUUUAAGAAUAAUCGCAGUAGUAACAGAAGUACCAGUUUUGCGAAUUAUUACUACCAAGAUAGCAUCAAAAACUAUACAAACAGAAACAGCAGCAAACCACACAAUAAUGUAGAUGACAACAAAAAGGAAGACAUAGGUACCGAAGCGGAUGGCAGUAGUAAUAGCAACAACAGAACCUUAAAUUCAUACAGCAUUAACAAUAGCCUCACAGCCAAAAAUACUAAUGUCGCAAGAGAAAGUGGCAACGGUACUAAUAACGAUGUAGCUGAUGUAAGGGCAAGAGCUGCGAAAUGGUCGGCGGCACUGCAUUUGUCCAACAAAAAAUUCAACCAAAUAAACUUUGGAAUACAAGCUAGUAAUCUCAGUUUCGCAAGAGUUAGUGGCGAAAGCAGAAGGAAUCGGAGCAGAAGCUCCAGUUUCGAAAGCCAACAGUUGAUACAGCAACAGCAACAUCCGGAAAUUUUACAUUCAUAUUGCAAAUAUGGAGGAUCCAAUGUAAAAGUUACUGACACGAGCUCGCACUCCACCAAUGAGCAUACAAAAUUUUCCGAAAUCUUAAGCUCGAUAAAUGGCAACGGCAAUUUUGAGAAUUCUGGUGGUGAAAUGGACGAAGACAGGGAAAUGUUAUAUAAAGUCGAAGAGGGUAUGGAGAAGAAAGGCUUCAGCCAAAGGCCGCCAAUCAAUUUCCCUACCACAAAGCCAUUAGAAAAUAUAUCUGGGAAACGAAUAAAGAAUUACUCUAGCAAUACCUACAUUAGCGAUUUAUAUACAAGUUCUGCAUACAAAAUAGAUUACGUAGUCAAUAAAGUAUUUUUGGCACCAAUAAAAUUGGCGACCAUUCAAAUACCAGCAAGAAAGUCUUAUAUAAAUUUUAUAAAAGAUCCAGCGAACUCAACGGUCACUAAUAAAAUAAAAAUAAAUUCUGAUAAAAAUAAGCCAGAGAUCACACCUUUAAUGGAUGAAACAUCGGCGCUAAUGGGUGUUACGCAACAGCAGAAACAGCAAAUACGAGUAACAUCAGCAGUUCAUGCAACAAACAAACACCACGAAAAUCAAUAACCCCAACCAAUCAGCAAUAUACGCCAAUGGAAUGUAAUACACAGGACAAGUAUACUCUCCUCGGAUUAAAAUCAUAUGUACCAAACAAUACUAAUUUUAGAGGUAAACUCGAGGCAAAACAACGAUAGAGAAAAUAUAACAUUGUAAAAUAUUUUUAGGGACACCAUAAAUUUGUACAUAAAACGCGCUCUUUUAAAAACGCUAGUGCUCCAUUCACCCAUGAAAUAUGUACUGCCAUUCGUCUCUCUAUUUGUUGGAAAAACAUCAAACAAAAACAAAAACAUCGAUUGCACAAGCAAAAUUUUGAUUGUCGGGCUCAACAUGAAUAGUCCUAAUAGUUUUUGCGACCUGUGCCAUUAAUUUUUGUUAUACACUUAGCAUUCUUAUCGUAAAACUUAUUCUUGCAAAAUGUGGGAGAUAAAUAUACUUAAUUUUGAAUAUAGGAUAUUUUUUCUAUCGUAGAAAAGUUAACCUUUUUAAGUGCUCUCAUAAGGUAAAGGGUUUGGCAUUGUUGUUUUCUUUGAUUCUAUAAUACGAAACUCUUUCAAAAUGAAGUUAAGUCUCUCUAUUAUUUACUUUGAUCUACCACUUAGUCGCUAAACAAUCGCAUCAAUAUUUUUCAAAACAAAAAAUAGUUAACGUAUAUUGUUAGAUGCUCAUGAAACUUAACUUAAAGAAAAACGACAUUUGAUUUAAUAUACAUGUUUAAUAUAUACUUUAUAUACCCAUCCGAAUUAUUUCAGAUAUGAAAUUAAGACUCCAAUAAACAUAGCUCCAAUUAUUAUUUUUUUAGCUAAAAGCAAAAAACAAUAAUCCUUAGUAGCCUAAGUUCUUAAAGUAAUAUCCAUAUUUGUAUAUGUAUGUAUACCUAUGUAUAUCUCGGAAAUGUAACUUUUCUUUGAAUAUAAAAAUAACACCUCCUUUUGGAAAACCCUGUACUACAUCUGUUUGAGUGCUACCACUUACUGCAACGUAUCCACCGCAUCUUUCAAUUAUUUCUACCACUGGUGGCAUUAUGGACGUUGAGACGAACUGUAGUUCACAUUUUGGUAAGUUUUUGGUAUUUUACUGAACAACGGAAGUAAAAGUUUAACAAAACAUAAGAUUAACAUUGAAUUCACACGUACAUAUGAUGAUUGGGCACCGCAUUCUAUUUUGAUUGUUAUUAGUUUUCGGACACUCUUUCAUUCACUUGGAGCUCAUAUUAUAUUAUUAUGCUGCGUUAUGCGUUAUGUGUUAUGCGUACACAUACACACAAAUGUACAUGCAAACUAUUAACAAAAAAAGAUUUUACAAUCAAGUCGCUAAUUACAGGGAGUGGCCCAAGGUUAUCAGAAGUAUUAAACUAAGAAGUGAUCACAAUAUAGUGAAAGAACAUAUACUCUAUCAAAAAUCCAAAUUCGAUAUAACUAACUAUUGGCUAGAUUAAGUAUGUGCAUAUGAGCGUAAUGCAAAAAAUUAAGUUUAUUCCGAAGAUGAACGUGCUACGCGCUCUUAGUAUUCAAGGUAAGAGCGAACCAUACUCCAAUGGUACCUACAAUAAGUAUAUACAUCUAUCCAUCAUAUGAGAGAAGGACGAAAUGUCACUUAUACCAACCAUUUUGGUAGGUCCUAGUCAAAUUUUCAUGCAUGCAACGAGUAACCAGUGCCAGUUUGAGAGUAAUUGCGCAAAUGUGCCUAUGUUUGUUUCAACCUAUAGAUAGCCAUAAUAAUUAGGAGUAUUUUCAACU
Molecule: messenger RNA, 8917 nt
Organism: Ceratitis capitata (Mediterranean fruit fly)
Lineage: Eukaryota; Metazoa; Arthropoda; Insecta; Diptera; Tephritidae
Gene: rho-5
Product: inactive rhomboid protein 1
Exons: 8
Coding region: 945-7187 (2080 amino acids)
Biological process (GO): regulation of epidermal growth factor receptor signaling pathway; regulation of protein secretion
Cellular component (GO): endoplasmic reticulum membrane
Molecular function (GO): serine-type endopeptidase activity
Source: RefSeq, a predicted model, not a curated record